UCUUGCGCCAACUCAAUCUGGUGGACAAAUGCGUGAAAGUCGUUAAGACAAAGGGCUUGAUGUAUUUAAUAUCUGAUUUUUUAGGAUUUGCUUUAUUGCGUUCUUAUGCUUCUUGAUACGACGUAUUUCAAUGGUAAAAAACAUCUGUUGUGCUAAACGCUGUAUGAACCAAAUCAAUCUUCCUCGUGCUAAUUGUCUGGACAAUUACCAGUAUAAGAAGACAAGAAUCAUAUCACAGUAAAGCUUCACCCGAUCACUGUUACAAAAUUAUUUACUUGAAAUUUCAUCACAGGAGCUUAGUGAAAGUUUAAAGUAUUGUUUCAGGUUACCAGCGUUAUGUGUACCCACUGAUAUAUAUCCUCGUUAGUUAUGUAUGGUUUCAUUCACUGCUGUUUGGCUGAUAUGGUGAUCAGUGGUUUUGGAGAAGAAAAAUGGAUGGAAAUUUUAAAACAGGCCGAAAUUAAAUUAGAAGGUGGCUCAUAUCUCAUUCACAAAAUUUAUACAGAUGCUGAAACUUUCAAGCUGGUGGGAACAGCAUGUGACGUGUUAGGUUUGGAUGUAAAUACUGCGUUGGAAAGCUUUGGAGCACAUUUUUUUCAUUUCACCGUUCAAUCAGGUUACGAUCGAAUUCUUCGAGUUCUUGGUAGAAAUCUUUACGAUUUUCUUUGCAAUCUGGACGCUCUUCACGAUCAUUUGGCGAACAUUUAUCCUGGAAUGGAAGCGCCAUCGUUCCGUUGCACCAAGUCAAAUGAUGGCACAUUAUUUUUGCACUACUAUUCUAAACGUUCAGGACUUGAAUCGAUUGUCGUUGGUCUGGUAAAGACUAUUUGCAUCGAAGUUCUUCACAUAACGGUAACUGUAAAGAUACUGUCAAGUAAGGGAGAAAUGGAUAAUGAUCAUACAAUUUUUGCCAUUUAUGAAGACAAAAAAGCAAAUUUAGCUUCUUCUCUAGUUCAUUUAAACAGCACAAAUAUUGACAAUGCAAUUGAUGUGAAUGCAAAUUGUAUGAGAAAUGAUAUAAAUAGUAAUCCUAUGAAUGUUAGCUCAUUCUGUAAAGCGUUCCCAUUUCAUGUUCUAUUUGACCAAAACCUUACUAUCGUGCAAGCUGGUGUGGCCAUAUUGAGAGUGUUGAACGAAGCAUAUGCAACUCCUGGCAAGAUCAAACUUUACGAUGUUUUCAAAUUACAAAGACCAAAAUUGAACAUUGACUUUGCACUAAUCUUAGCUCACAUUAAUACAGUUUUUGUGGUUGAAACUAAGGAUGGUACUAUUCCCGGUGGAGCAUGUAAUCCAAAAAUUCGUCUUAAAGGACAAAUGGUUCAUAUACCCGAGUCUAAUACUUUACUUUUCUUAUGCUCCCCGAGGGUAAGUGAUCUUGUUUCACUAAGAACGAAAGGUUUGUAUCUUAGUGAUCUCCCUCUACACGAUGCCACUCGUGAUCUUAUCUUUAUGACUCAUACACGAACUGCUGAAAGAGAACUUGUAGAGCAACUGGAAGAAACGACUAACAACUUAAAGAAAAUGGAAGCCUGCCUUAUUGAUGAUAAGAAAAAAACGGAUGACUUACUUCAUUCUAUAUUACCAGCAAAUGUCGCUGAAAAACUUCGAGUUAAUCAAACUGUCGAAGCUGAAAAUUAUAAGUUGGUCACAAUACUUUUUAGUGAUAUUGUUGGCUUCACUGCACUUUGUUCCAACGAUAAAGUGGUUCCUAUGGAUAUUGUGCGCAUGCUCAAUAAGUUAUACACGUAUUUUGACAUGCUGAGUGGAGUAAAUGAAGUUUAUAAGGUUGAAACUAUUGGAGAUGCAUACAUGGUUGUUGGAGGUCUACCUACACCUUGUUUAGAUCAUGCUGAGAGAGUGUUGAACAUGGCAUUUGGCAUGAUGGAGGCGUCUAUCAAAGUCUUAUCACCGGCAGAUAAGAUGCCCCUGAAGAUACGAAUCGGGAUACAUUCAGGUCCCGUAAUGGCGGGCGUUGUUGGCAAAAAGAUGCCAAGAUAUUGUUUAUUUGGAAAUACUGUUGGAAUUGCAAACAAAGCAGAGUCUGGAAGUGAACCAGGACACAUAAAUGUCAGCAUUGUAACCAGAAAAUACCUAAAAGAGUCAGAUUAUAAAUUCGAGCCUAAUCCUAACCCAAACCCUGUGACAUGUUUUUUUGUUACACGAAGUCCAGCAUCACCUCGAAAACCAUCCAUUUUGGACUUUAUGUCUUCGAUACCUCCACAUAGUUACGGUGGAUUGUUUCUCUCUCCUGUUUCCUCACCGUGCAGUGGUACACCUCUUAAGCAAUCACCAAAUACUAGUCCUUCAGCAACUCCACCCAGACCACGAGCGAAGAAAAUAAUUCAGAUGUGUGCAAGCGUGAACGACUUUGAAUGAUUCUAGACUUUUAAUAUGGGCUGGAUAUCCUCAAAAACAAUAAUAAAUAAUGUUUAAAAUGUGUAAAUUACAAAAAUUUUGGUAAAAGAACGACAAAUUAUAUAAUACUUCUCGUAUUUCCAAAGCUAAGAUUCUAUCUAUAGCUAUAGCAAGGAUGUAAUAUAUUUCCUUAUUAUACAUCAUUUUUAUUUUAACAGUAAGACUUAUAGUAUUUUUAAUUGCUCAGAAGCAACAAUAACUUUUUAAUGCUGAGUGCUGAAUAGCAUUGCUUAUUUUUCAUUAAAAUUAAUAAACGUCAGCCAGUGGAAGAGCAUUGGAGCCAGCGAUUAAAGAUUGGAUGAAAAACUGAAGAUUAUAUUAUCAUCAAAGUACGAUGUAUUGUCUAGUUAUAAAUGAAUGAAUGACAAAUAUAUUGCCUGAAAUUUUAA
Messenger RNA from Xenia sp. Carnegie-2017, 2804 nucleotides. RefSeq names its product guanylate cyclase soluble subunit beta-1-like. The record is from RefSeq and is a predicted model, not a curated record. The transcript has 9 exons. Gene Ontology annotation, biological process: cGMP biosynthetic process; response to oxygen levels. Gene Ontology annotation, cellular component: guanylate cyclase complex, soluble. NCBI's taxonomy places the organism in Eukaryota, Metazoa, Cnidaria, Anthozoa, Malacalcyonacea, Xeniidae. Gene Ontology annotation, molecular function: guanylate cyclase activity; heme binding. Bases 370 to 2376 code for a protein of 668 amino acids.